Molecule: messenger RNA, 594 nt
Organism: Hyla sarda
Lineage: Eukaryota; Metazoa; Chordata; Amphibia; Anura; Hylidae
Gene: NDUFB2
Product: NADH:ubiquinone oxidoreductase subunit B2
Exons: 4
Coding region: 71-379 (102 amino acids)
Cellular component (GO): mitochondrial inner membrane
Source: RefSeq, a predicted model, not a curated record
AGUAACAGCGGCUGCAGCCAAUUAUCGGUGGCCGGGCUGUCCUGGCGGAAGGUGACAUUGCUCCGGUGUCAUGGCGUCGCUCGUGCGGUUUGGGGGAGCCCUGAGGGCUGGAAGCCGUCUUUUUAGCGGCGUGGUGAAGAGGAGAACCGGGGUUCGCAAUGCCGGGGGAGAGGUUCAUAUAGCGCCACGUUACAGACAGAUGAUGGAAGUGACCAAGUCCCAGAAGUUUCAGGCCGAGCUGCUCAUGGGCUUCAUGUGGUUUUGGAUUCUCUGGCAUUUUUGGCAUGAGCCUGAUGCAGUUUUUGGUCACUUUCCAUAUCCAGACCCCUCACAGUGGACUGACGAGGAGCUGGGAAUACUCCCCGAAGACGAAGAGUGACGCUCUUUACAGUGUAUUGGGUCUUCCCGUUAAUGCGACGGUCGAGAGGCUUGUAAAUAAACGUGAAUUCUAUUUAUGUAUCUUGUUGGCUUAUUCAUUCCAUAAUGAAGCAUUCCUGACGUACUUGGAGGAUCUUGUCGUAGUAAUAGCCACAGCCAGGUUCAGAGAGCUGUAAUGUGGACGCAUUUUAACCUAUAAAUUGUAGAUCAACCACC